Papilio polytes (common Mormon) is the source of this 2414-nucleotide messenger RNA. RefSeq lists its product as uncharacterized. Lineage: Eukaryota; Metazoa; Arthropoda; Insecta; Lepidoptera; Papilionidae. The record is from RefSeq and is a predicted model, not a curated record. The transcript is spliced from 8 exons. The coding region runs from base 63 to 2414 and encodes 783 amino acids.
CAUAAACACUCCUAGUUGUUGCGAAAUACGAUCUCCCAUUGUUGUCGCGUCACGUCGUCGCAAUGUACCGUCUGGCGGUCUUCCUGCUGGUGAGCAUACAAGAUACAACAACACAAAAUACCGAGACUUUCCGUUAUCCAGAAACUGGGCCAUUGUUCUACCGCAGAUCGACACCAUAUCAAUGUACAAUAUGUGACGCCUACGACUGCCUUAAAAUGGACGACGCGAAAUGCGAAUACAACAGAGCGAUCAAAAGAAUGCUUCAAGUUGAGUGUCAAGAUAAAGUGGUCACCAAUCCUGCGAUGAAAGCUGAAGUAGACGAGUUGCUAUUUGAUUUAACCAUAAAAGAAUCUCGCGCGACCCGUCAAUGUGUACCGGACAUAUCGAGCUACACGAAUUGCAACAAACAUAAUCUGUGUCUCGGCUGCACGCGGUGCUCUUGCUCUGCUGCAGGCAACUGGGAGUGCAGGAGAUGGCAGCAGUGCCGGCAACAGACUCCUCUGGAUGUAGACCAUCAUCUGCUGGUCGAACUCAUGGAAUACAUUGACGACUCCACGAGAUAUAUCAGAGCUAAAAGAAAACGUUCAAUACAUACAAAUGUAUUACAGAAGUUAACUGAGAAGGAAGAAAAUUUUACAUCGCAAGAAAUAUCUUCAAUAAUAAACGGAUUUAACAACACCAACGUCAAAGAAGCUGAGAGUAAUAAUGAUUUGAAUACAGCUGAUGUUGAGAGGGAUGACGUCACCGAUUUUUUUGAAUUAAUGAACGCCACUGAAAAAAAUGAAUCCCUUGACCAAACAGAUUUGGACUUCGAUGAAUUGUUCCCGGAGUAUUAUAACUUGAGUAUUAAAGAUGCAGCUAAACUGCUUCUGCCAAUGCUGAAGAAUCAUUCUGAAGAUUUAUUGGACGCAGAUUAUAUCGACAUCCCUGAAGAGAACGUAACAAAAAUGGAUAAAGGAAACAUUGAAAAGAUUUUAGAUUUUAAUUUAGACUCAAAUCCGAAAGGAACUCCGGCAACGCGUGAAGUUUACGAUCUAUUGGAAAGUCAAUCGGUGCGUGUUGUAAAAAGACAAAUUAAUAAUAUAACCAAAAGUUUACGCAAUAAAGUAUUAUUAGAUAAUUCUAAACGAUCAAUACAGGAUCUUACAGAUAAUGUGUUGCAUCCACUUUUAAAAUUUAUUGACACAAAACGCAAGGAACUAACAGAAUUAGAGAACAUGAGAGAAUAUUUGCAGGACUAUAUAAGAAUGUACAUAAGAAAUGAAACGUUUUUAAAAAUAAAUAAGACUCUAUUAGAAAAUUUAACAAAGACUUAUGUAGCUUUUUACAAAAUGGAAAUUUUACCGGAAAUUCAAAAGACUUCAAUUCAAAGUAAACUAUUAACUUUAGACGAUUACGAAAGUAAAUUAGAAAAAGACAUUUACGAAGUAAUCAAUGACAUUGUUGGUAUACAAGAGCACACAAAUUAUAAAGAUCUACCUGAAAACUUAAACAUAUUAAUUCAAGCUAUGAAAUAUUAUAUUCAUAAACAAGGUAAAGUGCAUGUCAUGAAAGAGUUUCAGAAAAUCAAUGAGAAUAAUAUGAACAUGUACAAGAAAUUUAUCGAAGAAAAUUCCAAUGAAUUUGCCGUGUCUACUGCUCCUAGUGUAAUAAAACAAAUACUGAUAGUAAUAGACAAAGAAAUGCCACGAUCUAAUGCUUUAGCACCUUUGUCUAGAGGAGCUAAGAGAAUAUUAAAUCGUAUUGUAAAUUACGAUUUUACUGAAAAGUACAAUUUUAAAAAUCAUAGCAUACUUAAGCCUCAGUACAAUAUGGCAAAUGAAUUAAAAGAUGUUGGCAUCAAAUGGUAUAAGAUGACGAGAGGCAUUGCGUCCUGUCAAUUAUCAGAUCGACUCUAUAGCAUGAAGUUGCUGCAUUUAGAAAUAUCUAAAGACAUCGCCAAAAUUAAUGAUGCUUUGACUUUUAUAGAAAAUUUAAAGACAAGACGGUUUAUGUCAUUCGAUAAAGACACUAGCGAACGGUACGCCUCAAGAAUCGGCGAAGACAUUAAAAUCGUAUACGUUAAAAUUCAAGAUAUUUUAAAACAACAAAACGAGAACAAUUUUAGAAAGUCUGUCCCAAUGACUGUAACAACACGAAAACCUAAAUCGAAAAAGAAAUCAUUCUUACAACAAGUGAAAAAGAUACUGAAAGAAUCGAAGAAAGAAUUCAGUACGAUUUUUAAAAAUAAUGUCAAAGAUGAUGCAAACCAAAUGCAAAAUGUUAAAUGGCAAAAGGACGCAAAAGACAAUUUAAACAGAAUUAAAAGAUCGAAUACUGCAUUCAACAAAGCAUUAAGACGUAUGAAAAAUAUAAUACCUGAUUAUUUAAAAAGAAAAUUUAACGGGGCUAAAAACUUUAAAGCUGUGAAGUAG